Carica papaya (papaya) is the source of this 876-nucleotide messenger RNA. Its product is annotated as Polyketide cyclase / dehydrase and lipid transport protein. The record is from RefSeq and is a predicted model, not a curated record. NCBI's taxonomy places the organism in Eukaryota, Viridiplantae, Streptophyta, Magnoliopsida, Brassicales, Caricaceae.
UCGUAAAAUAUAGAAGGCACGGGAGGAAGAUAAUGAGCUUGGGUUUGUGGACUUGGUGGUCAGAUUGACUUCUUCUUCCUGCAGUAGCCUUUAAGAAAUGUCUGCAACAGCAGUCGCCUUUAAUUCAACGCCAUAUUCUUCCGGUCUACUCCACUUCUCCGUCACAAAGUCCCAAACUUCUAUCCCCUACAAUGCCAGUUGCAGGAACUCUUCUUCUUUGAAGUCAUUGUCUCUAACUGAACUCUUUCUUAGAAUCCCAAAUGGGACUCCUAAACGCAACUUCUCCACUGCCUCCAAGCCCUUCUCCUCCCCUGUCAUGAGUUGGCAAGAUUGCACGGUAAAGAUGGAAAUUGAUGUGCCUGCAUCUGCUGCUUAUAAAUUUUAUUCUGAUCGGGAAGCGAUCCCUCAAUGGAUGCCCUUCAUUUCAUCUGUUAAGAUAGUGGAAGACAAGCCUGACUUAUCUCGAUGGUCAUUGAAAUAUAAAGCAUUUGGUCAAGAUAUUGAAUACUCUUGGCUUGCUCGAAACAUGCAGCCCAUUCCAAAUCAGAAAAUCCACUGGAGAUCUCUUGAAGGUCUCCCUAACAGAGGUGCUGUUCGAUUUUUUCCAAAAGGCCCUUCAUCAUGUGUGGUGGAGUUAACUGUUUCAUAUGAAGUUCCACAAUUAUUAGUCCCAGUUGCAUCAGCCCUGCAACCUUUUCUUGAAAGCUUACUCAGACGUGGCUUAGAGCAAUUUGCAACUUUAGUAAAAAGUAAAUAGAUGAAAAUAACAACAUGAAAUGUCUCAACUGGGUAAACAAACCUUCUAUUAAUAUUGGUGCAGAUUCUUUAGACUUGGAUACAUUCUUCAGAACUAUUAGUCUCCUAUUAUUGAGAUCU